Molecule: messenger RNA, 420 nt
Organism: Oppia nitens
Lineage: Eukaryota; Metazoa; Arthropoda; Arachnida; Sarcoptiformes; Oppiidae
Exons: 4
Coding region: 37-420 (127 amino acids)
Source: RefSeq, a predicted model, not a curated record
AAAUUGAUUCAUAAUAGUAGUACUAUUUGGCGAGAAAUGGACCCAACGGUAGCUGAUCAGGGAUACUAUGGCAUCAUUAAAUUGAUCCAGUAUCUUUCUGGAUUGAUCAAUCACUAUGGUGAUAUGAAUUGCCAGGAGUACAAAAGCAGACAAUUGGCUAUUGGAAAGCUUACGUUAACUGCUUGGAAAUCCUAUGAACAAUAUUGGGUUAUUUACACAAACGGUAAUAACUAUCGGCGCCAGAGAUUAGGUGCCACAAAAUUAGUGACCAUUUUGAUGGCAGAAAUGUAUGUAACUUUUGAUGAGUUGGUCCAAAAUUUCAGUCAACAGGAAAUUCAAGAGUUGACUUAUCUUAUAAAUCAAUAUGACUAUUGGAUUCGUCAAAUAUACAUUGAUCUUUAUCGACAUCACAUCGCUUAA